AUGGAGAGAACAUUGUGCAUGUUUGUUUUCAGAGUACUCUUGCUCAUACUGAUCAUCUCCCAAUUGCCUUGUCUGGCAACAACCUUGAAAAACAUCGCCACCGAUCAAUCAUCUCUUCUUGCUCUCAAAGCAAGCAUCACUUCAGAUCCUCGUGGAAUCAUCACCACCAAUUGGACUGAAUCAAGCUCAGUCUGUUCAUGGAUUGGUGUCACUUGCAGCAUCCGCCAUCGUCGUGUGGCUGCGCUGGAUAUCUCCCAAAUGAAUCUCAGCGGCACUGUCCCCCCUCAUUUGGGAAACCUGUCAUUCCUAGUGUCUCUCAACCUCAGCUUCAACCAUUUUAGUGGCAGCUUACCUCAGGAGUUGUCUCGGCUGCGCAGGUUGAAGGUUUUGACUACAAAGCUUAACAACUUUAGUGGGCUGAUUCCACCGGCGCUCGGCCUUUUGAAAAAAGUGAAGUUCUUACAGCUGAGAAAUAACAGCUUUACAGGCUCCAUCCCAAUCUCCUUGUCCAACCUGUCCAAUCUCCAAGUGCUGGAUUUCACUUUCAAUUCAUUACAGGGGACAAUCCCGGAAGAGUUGGGGAACCUUGGUAGCCUUGUGCGUUUGAGCAUGCAGGAAAAUCGACUAAUAGGUCCAAUUCCAUCGUCUUUAUUCAAUGUGUCCACCCUGGAAACCGUAGCUUUCACACAAAAUGCAUUAGAUGGGAGUCUUCCAGCUAACAUGUGUCGCAACGCUCCAAUUCUUAAAAGAAUUUACCUUGGUUCGAAUAGGCUGUGUGGCCGAAUCCCAUCAUCUUUAUUGGAGUGUUCCCAACUUCAGAUGUUGAGCCUGUACAGCAACCGCUUUAGUGGGCAGAUACCUGAAGAAAUUGUUAGGCUGCAAACUCUAAGAAUGUAA
Andrographis paniculata is the source of this 897-nucleotide messenger RNA. Its product is annotated as LRR receptor-like serine/threonine-protein kinase EFR. The coding region runs from base 1 to 897 and encodes 298 amino acids. Gene Ontology annotation, molecular function: protein binding. The transcript has a single exon. NCBI's taxonomy places the organism in Eukaryota, Viridiplantae, Streptophyta, Magnoliopsida, Lamiales, Acanthaceae. The record is from RefSeq and is a predicted model, not a curated record.